AAAUUAAAGAUCGAUAUAUUAAUUCAGAAGAUGAACUACCUGAGAAUUGGUUCGAACCAUCUAAGCUUCAAGAUGAUUUUAAUCGGCAAGAAGUUGUAGAGUCACUUUUAGGAGCUAACAAAAGAUUAGGUGAAAAAAGAGUGUAUGAAAUAGAAAAUGAUAAAAUAUUGGAUGAUACCGUAGAUGAUACCAUGGAUAACAUCAUGGAUAACAAAUUGAAUAAUCAAUUAAGUGAAAGAAUGAACGAAAGGUCGAGCAUAGGAGUAACUGAAAAAGAAAAAUACAGUGAUAAGCAUAAUCUGAUUGAAUUAUCAGAAAACGAAGCUGUUGGUGAAAGUUCACUUGAAGAUGAAGCUGUUAGUGAAAGUUUACCAAAGAUAAAGUCAUUGGAAGAAAUUUUCCUAAAGAUAAAGUUGUUGGUAGAAGGCUAUUUUAAAAUCAAACCAGUACCUUCAACAAAAAUUUCACUAAGAUAUUAA
Messenger RNA from Racocetra persica, 479 nucleotides. The record is from the annotation of a GenBank genome assembly. NCBI's taxonomy places the organism in Eukaryota, Fungi, Glomeromycota, Glomeromycetes, Diversisporales, Gigasporaceae.